AUGUUUUAUUCCAGCGAGCUCCUGUGCGCGAAGGGGGCGCUCGGACAGAUUUGGAAGGCGGACAGAAUGACGCGAAAUAAGACGAAUACGUUAUCUGUGACGAGUUCGUGCGCGACGAUCAUGAAUCCGCCGUCACCACUGGCUUUGAGAUUGGCGGCGUUAUUGAUGCGCGGUGUCGUAGCUUUGUAUUCGAGGAAGGUUCGAUUUUUGUACGAGGACUGCGUCAAAGCCCUGUCUAGACUCAACGCACUCACGGCGCCAGUUCGGGCGGAUCGGAACUUAUUGGAGAAGCCGGAGGGCGGACGGGAUGCGCGCGUGACGAAUACGGUGGCAUACGAUGGAGAAAUCCUGGCGCGACCGGAUUUCGAACGCGUUCAUGUCUCUCAGGCGUUCGAUUCCCAGGCGUUUCACACGGCGGCGAGCGAACAGUUAGAGAGCGUGUUCGACGAAGCGUACGAUCGAUACACGGUUAGACAGGAUGAUCAAAUAAAUUUGCUCGACUUUCAAAUGCCCAUGGACGAAGAGCAGGCUCGCAUAGAGGAACAAUAUGAAUAUGAAUGUGCGAUGGAUAACGACAGAGACCGAUACGGGGGUGGCCGAGGCGACUUGAACGAUGACUAUGCGGACUUUCGUGUAGCUCGCAUGGAUGACAUGAUAGAUGAACAAAUGCCACUCGUCGCUGAAGAUGAGGAACCGAUUGAACACGAACCAAUCGGUACUCAGCUUAAGCGAAUGCGCGAGCAACUAGCUAUGGCUGAUAAAAUGAUGAUACUUCCGCAGCCGAAGAAGAAGAGACAACGAACCGUUGCCAUGGCGCGCUCUUGUGUUUUCGUUUUCGACCAUGAUACUCGUAUUGGUUCCGAUGUUUUCCGCCACUGGUUGGCAAGCACGAGUGACAUCGUGCACGAUCGACCGGACAUCGACGUCGUGGAAAACGUUUUACGAUGCAAAGACACCGAGCGCGAUUUCUAUUUUCACUCCGAGGGAUUCAAGGUGAACCCGGCUAUAUGCGCGCGAUCGGCGCUUCAGCUAUUCGUCGUUGAUCCCGCGGCGCGUUUCGCCUUUGAGCAGUUUGCCGAUGAGCCAGAAAUCCCAGUUCCCUAUCAAAGCGACGAUGAGUACAACGCAAACUAUUACGAUACGAUGUAUGACGAGUACGGUAAUGUGCGGUCGACGGAAAAAAUGCGAUACGCGGUGUCUGCCAAGAAGUCGACGCCCGGUUCUUUCACUGGAUUCUUCAACCGCGACAAGACAACGCCAUCGUCCACACUUUUGAAAUCUGGGCGCAGCUCGGGCUUGGGUUUCGAUAGCGCAUCGAAAAUUCCAGGAAUGAUGAUUCCAGAAGAUCCGGAUGAGGCUUUUCCCUUGCCAGAGAACUACGAUGAAAUUCUCGGUGGGAGUGAACUCGAUUUCGAUACUCUUCGUGGUGCUCCGCGACGACGAACGACGAUGCCGUCUCAGCCUUCGCUAAACGAGACCGACGGGGCUAAUACCCCUGCUCACGGUACGCCGCAACCCAUCGGCAAAGCGUCGAUGAAUCUCUUGCAAUUCCUCUCGCGAGCCGUGUUCACCGCGGAGCACCAAGACGUGGAGAUGGAGAGCGUGAGCUUGACCGAUUUAUGCGUUCUCAAUCAUUUGAACAGAGAAAAGGUGGCUCGAUUAUUCUAUCAAACGCUUGUCCUUGUCGGCGCCGACUACCUCACCGCGUAUCAAGACACAGAUGAGGCUUUCGGCGAGAUCACGCUCGUUCCCGGCGCUCGAUUUGAGUUUAACGCGGCGGACUAA
Ostreococcus tauri is the source of this 1785-nucleotide messenger RNA. RefSeq names its product Rad21/Rec8-like protein, N-terminal. The record is from RefSeq and is a predicted model, not a curated record. NCBI's taxonomy places the organism in Eukaryota, Viridiplantae, Chlorophyta, Mamiellophyceae, Mamiellales, Bathycoccaceae. Gene Ontology annotation, biological process: synaptonemal complex assembly; replication-born double-strand break repair via sister chromatid exchange; mitotic sister chromatid cohesion. The transcript is spliced from 3 exons. The coding region runs from base 1 to 1785 and encodes 594 amino acids. Gene Ontology annotation, molecular function: protein binding; chromatin binding. Gene Ontology annotation, cellular component: cohesin complex; synaptonemal complex.